This is a messenger RNA of Sphaerulina musiva SO2202, 1686 nucleotides long. RefSeq lists its product as uncharacterized. Gene Ontology annotation, biological process: amino acid transmembrane transport. Gene Ontology annotation, cellular component: membrane. NCBI's taxonomy places the organism in Eukaryota, Fungi, Ascomycota, Dothideomycetes, Mycosphaerellales, Mycosphaerellaceae. The record is from RefSeq and is a predicted model, not a curated record. The transcript has 5 exons. Bases 1 to 1686 code for a protein of 561 amino acids. Gene Ontology annotation, molecular function: amino acid transmembrane transporter activity.
AUGGCGACAACAACUGCAUCGUCCAGCGACAAAGAAGUCUACCACAAUGUGCAAGAGAAGGAUGUCCAAAUCGUCAAUCGAUCCGGUUCCGAAGGCGAUGCUAGCGUUGAGGCGGGUGAAGUGAAUAACCCUCUUCAUCGAAAACUGGAGAGUCGCCAUAUGCAGAUGAUUGCGAUCGGUGGUGCCAUUGGAGCUGGUCUCUUCGUCGGAUCAGGUUCUGCUUUGCAAAAGGGUGGGCCUGCGGCGUUGGUCAUGGGAUUCAUGAUCAUCGGUGUUCAACUCUUCCUCACCAUGCAAGCCCUUGCCGAACUCGGAGUCCUGUUUCCCGUCAAUGGAGCCUUCUUCACCUACGCUUGUCGCUUCGUGGACCCAUCUUGGGGCUUUGCGAUUGGUUGGGACUAUGCUAUUGGCUGGUUGGCUAUUCUACCAUUCGAAAUCACGGCAGCCAGUCUCACGAUUGCGUUCUGGCCCAGCGCUGCUGAUAUCAAUAUUGGAGUCUGGAUUGCCGUCUUCCUCGUGGUAUUGACCGCGGUGCAAUUCUUCGGCGUGAGAGGCUAUGGUGAGGUCGAGUUUGUGCUGAGUAUGGUGAAGAUUCUGGCGUGUACGGGAUUCAUUAUCCUGGGUAUUAUCAUCAAUUGUGGUGGCGUACCGACUGACAACAGAGGAUAUAUUGGCGGGAAGUAUUGGCAGGAUCCGGGUGCGUUCAGGCACGGAUUUAAAGGGUUCUGCUCUGUGUUCGUCACAGCCUCCUUCGCUUUCGGAGGCACUGAGCUCAGUGGGCUCGCUGCCGCUGAGGCUAAGAAUCCUUUGAAGUCGAUCCCCCAGGCAACUCGACAAGUCUUCUGGCGUAUCGCCUUCUUUUACGUCGUCAACCUCUUCGUUCUGGGCCUGAUCGUCCCCUCUGACUCCGACGUCCUCCUCAACUCCCACGGCGCGAACACCAAAGCCUCGCCCUUCGUCUACGCCAUGGUCCUCGCAGGGAUCAAAGGUCUUCCUUCCGUCUUCAACGUGGUCAUCUGCCUGUCGGUUCUGUCGGUCGCAAAUAGCGCCACAUUUGGCAGCACACGAACCCUGCAAGCUCUGGCAGCACAGGGCAUGGCACCCAAAUUCCUCGUAUACAUCGAUAAGCACGGCCGACCGAUCUGGUCUAUCAUCAUCCAAAUCGCGUUUGGUUUCCUAGCCUUCGCCAACGAAGCGACUGAUGGCGGAUCACAAUUCUUCAACUGGCUUCUCGCACUCGGAGGCUUGGCAAACUUUUUCAUCUGGGGCACCAUUUGCCUAUCUCACGUCCGUUUCCGAGCCGGCUGGCUCGCUCAAGGCCACACUAUCGACCAAUUGCCCUUCCAAGCUUGUUUUGGCGUUUGGGGAUCAUAUGUGGGAAUCUUCAUGAAUGUCUUGUGCAUGGUAGCGACCUUCUACACUGCACUCUUCCCCAUUGGAGGUUCGCCGAACGCGAUGGACUUCUUCGAGACGUAUCUCGCGGCACCCUUCAUCUUCGCACUCUAUCUUGGCUGGAGAUUCUACAAGCAUCGAGGCUCGAAGUGGUAUAUCAGUGCACAAGAUAUGGAUGUGACCAGUGGGAUGCGUAUGGAUAUUGAGGAGCUGAGAGAGAUUGCAGCAAAGGCUCAGAGUGCCAAUGCAGGGAUCGCGUCUUGGCCGAAGCGCUUUGUGCGAGGUCUGAUCUGA